CAAAACAAGAAACGUAGCAGCCUACAUGAAAUUGACGCUACAUCAGAGCCUGUUUUUUCUAUAUUAGACAUUCUCUGGCUACAUGAUCGAAUUGAAGAUACUGUAGUGGAAGCUAGCUAGCAAACAGCUUCUACGAUGAAACUGUACUGCCUAUCUGGACACCCUACAUUGCCAUGCAAUGUUCUCAAAUUUAAAUCCACCACCAUCAUGUUGGACUGUGGGCUGGAUACCACGUCUGUCCUCAACUUCCUUCCCCUUCCUCUGGUGCACAGUCCAAGGCUCUCCAAACUACCUGGGUGGAUUUCCAAAGAUGGCACGGUUAACCUGCAGAAGGAACUCAAGGAGUGUGCAGGUCGUGUUUUUGUGGACUCACAACCAGAGUUCUGUCUCCCAGAGAAAGAGCUGCUUGACUUAUCCACCAUUGAUGUCAUAUUGAUUUCUAACUAUCACUGUAUGAUGGCCCUCCCCUACAUCACUGAACACACCGGUUUCACUGGAACGGUGUACGCCACAGAGCCAACUCUCCAGAUAGGCAGAUUGCUAAUGGAGGAGCUGGUGAAUUUCAUGGAAAGGGUACCCAAGGCUCAGUCUGCCGUCUGCUGGAAGAAUAAGGAAAUACAAAGGCUGCUACCUGGACCACUAAAAGAUGUUGCUCAUGUGUGGGCAUGGAAGCGAAGCUACAGCAUUCAAGAGGUCAACUCUGCUCUCAGCAAAGUCCAGCUUGUGGGCUACUCCCAGAAAGUGGAACUGUUUGGCGCUGUGCAGGUCACGCCCCUCAGCUCCGGCUACUCAUUGGGCAGCUCAAACUGGAUCAUCCAAUCCCAUUAUGAGAAAGUGUCCUAUGUGUCUGGAUCCUCCCUUCUCACCACUCAUCCUCAGCCAAUGGAUCAGAGCUCACUGAAGAACAGUGAUGUUCUCAUCCUGACUGGCCUCACUCAAAUGCCAACUGCCAACCCAGAUGGCAUGCUGGGAGAUUUCUGCAGUAACCUGGCCAUGACUAUUCGCGCAGGGGGCAACGUGCUGGUGCCUUGCUACUCCUCUGGAGUGAUCUACGAUCUUCUGGAGUGCCUGUACCAGUUCAUAGAGAACGCCAACCUCGGAAACACACCUUUCUACUUCAUAUCCCCCGUGGCCAACAGCUCCCUGGAGUUCUCACAAAUCUUUGCUGAGUGGCUCUGUCACAACAAACAGUCAAAGGUCUAUCUUCCAGAACCUCCUUUUCCUCAUGCAGAGCUGAUCCAGACCAACAAGCUGAAGCACUACCCCACCAUCCAUGGCAGCUUCAGCAGCGAGUUCCGUCAGCCAUGCGUGGUGUUUACCGGUCACCCUUCCCUACGUUUCGGUGAUGUGGUUCACUUCUUGGAGCUGUGGGGGAAGUCCAGCCUCAACACCAUCAUCUUCACUGAGCCCGACUUCUCCUACCUAGAAGCCCUGUCCCCCUACCAGCCUCUGGCCAUGAAGUGUGUCUACUGCCCCAUCGACACACGCCUCAACUUCCACCAGGUGUCCAAGCUCCUCAAGGAGGUCCAGCCCCUCCAUGUGGUGUGCCCAGAGCAGUACACCCAGCCUCCCCUGGCCCAGCCUCACCGCUCAGACCUGAUGCUAGAGCUGCAGCCUGCUCCCAUGCCGUACCGGCGCUGUUCCGUCCUGAGCCUGCCCUUCAGACGGCACUACGAACGCAUCCAACUGCUGCCUGAGUUGGCCCGGUCCCUUGUCCCCUCUGAGAUCAAGCCUGGCAUCUCUGUUGCAACAGUGUCGGCUGUCCUACAGUCCAAGGACAACAAACACAUGCUCCAGUCGGUGCCCAAGCCCCCUCCCGUGGCCCCUAGUAAGAAGAGGAAGAGGGUGAUGGAGGAUCCCCCAGAGCUGCUGGCCCCCAAACCUCUCCUCAGUGGAGCAAUCCCCCUGGAGGCCUUCCUGACCGCCCUCCACAAGCACGGCAUCACGGAGGUGAAGGUGGAGGAGACGGCAGACGGCCACAUGCUCCACCUGCAGACCGAGGACACUCUGAUCCAGCUGGAGGAGGACGGGACGCACAUUGUGUGCGACAACAACGAGACGCUGCGCACCACCCUGCGAGACCUGGUGCUGAGGUUCUUACAGAAGCUCUGAACCCUGACAUCAACAUCCCCUUCUCCCUCCCCUGUCUGUACCUCCCUCAUCCUCCAGGACUGAGUAACAGCUGGUCCUUGAUAUUUCCUCCAUGCUCUAUUAAUACCUAGGACCCAUUAUAAGAGAAGUUUGGACUUGGGAGGGUUUAGGAAGUCAACCCAUAUCGUUGUGUGUUUAAAAGGGGUGUGUUACCAUUAUCUUACAGUUAAUAUUUGUAAAAUAGCUUUUUUGUAAUAAAAUUCCAAUUUGGAAUAUGUAUUUUUAGACUUAA
Osmerus eperlanus (European smelt) is the source of this 2383-nucleotide messenger RNA. RefSeq names its product integrator complex subunit 9 (gene ints9). The transcript is spliced from 17 exons. NCBI's taxonomy places the organism in Eukaryota, Metazoa, Chordata, Actinopteri, Osmeriformes, Osmeridae. The coding region runs from base 136 to 2112 and encodes 658 amino acids. Gene Ontology annotation, biological process: snRNA 3'-end processing. Gene Ontology annotation, cellular component: integrator complex. The record is from RefSeq and is a predicted model, not a curated record.